Messenger RNA from Aphidius gifuensis, 1531 nucleotides. RefSeq names its product probable malonyl-CoA-acyl carrier protein transacylase, mitochondrial. The coding region runs from base 317 to 1531 and encodes 404 amino acids. The transcript is spliced from 2 exons. The record is from RefSeq and is a predicted model, not a curated record. NCBI's taxonomy places the organism in Eukaryota, Metazoa, Arthropoda, Insecta, Hymenoptera, Braconidae. Gene Ontology annotation, molecular function: transferase activity.
CUACACCAUGCGUAGAUUUUUAUCCAAUGAUAAAAGCAGUAUAAUACAGUCGAAUAAUAUUAUGGCAACUCUGACAGAAAGUGCGAUAAAUGAUAAAUGAUAAUCAGCUGUUGUUAAAAAAAUGUGCUUAUGUAUAUAUGUAGCAGUAUGUAGUGUUUUUUUAUUGCCGGUUGCAGUUGAUAAUUUUGGAAGUAUAUAAAACAAUACAACACUUGUUUAAAAUUUAAAAACAUAAAUAAAUAAAUAAAUAAACAAACAAACUGUCAAGUGUGGAUAUAUUAGAUUUUAUCAAGUGAACAUAAAAAUAUUAAACACCAUGUGGCAAAGAAGAUUGUUGAUUACAAAAUGUGAUGAAGUAACAUCUCUUCUUGAAUGGAGUCGUAAUAUAAUUUUAAAAAGAUAUUCAACUGAAGUAUGUAGAACUAUUGUAAAUAACACAUCAAACUCAUGUACAAAAAUACCAGAACAAUCAGCUGAAAAUGACAUAUCCAACACAAAUUGCCAAGUGACACCACCACCACCACCAUAUUCAGAAGAUACUCCAACAUAUUCCAGAGUACCAAUCCAAAUAAAACGCUAUAAAGAAGAUGAUCCAUCAGUAAUGAUGUUUCCAGGACAUGGUGUAAUAAAAGUAGGACAAAUAAGAGAAUAUCUUGAAUUAUCAAGAGUCAAAGACAUGUUUAAAACAGCUAAUAAAAUUCUUGGAUAUGAUAUUUUGGAUAUAUGCAUUCAGGGACCUCAAGAAAAAUUAGACAGAAUUGAAUAUAAUCAACCUGCUACAUUACUUCAGUCAUUGGCUGCUGUUGAAAAACUAUGGGAAAAAAAAUCAAAAUCUUUAAAUUCAUGUAAAAAAGUACUUGGUUAUAGUGUUGGUGAAAUAACAGCUUUAAUUUUUGCUGGUUCAAUAUCAAUUGAAGAUGGUAUAAGGUUAGCGGGUGUACGAGGAAAAGCAAUGCAAGCUGCAUCAACAAAUUCAAAACAAGGAAUGAUAUCUGUUAUUUUAAAAUCAGAAGCUAAAACAUCAACUAUAUGCAAUGAAGCAACAAAAUGGGCAAUGGACAUGGGUGUCUCUGAGCCAGUCUGCAGUAUUGCUGUUCAUCAAAGUCCAAAAGUAAAAAUAAUUGCUGGUCAUGACGAAGCUCUUAAAUACAUUGAAAAAAAUACUGUUGCUUUUAAUAUACGUAAUUUUGAACGUCUUCCAAUUAAUGCAGCACUUCAUACAGCAUUGAUGGAGCCAGCAUUACGAUCAUUAAGAAAAGCACUUGAUAAAGUUGAUGUUGAAGAUCCAAGAAUUCAAGUUUAUUCAAAUUUAAAAGCUAGACCUUAUGAUACAAAAGAUGAAGUUAAAAAAUAUUUAUUGUAUCAAAUUGUAGCACCAAUUAAAUGGGAACAAAUAUUACAUCUAACAUAUAAUAAUCAAAAAAAUUUAGAUUAUAUACCACGUACAUUUGACAUGGGUUCUGGUGGUUCAAUGAAAUCAAUUAUUGAAAAAUUUAAUUUAAAAGCUGGAGCAGCAUGUAUUGCUAUUUAA